Messenger RNA from Trachymyrmex cornetzi, 1776 nucleotides. It is a transcript of the gene pll, whose product is annotated as serine/threonine-protein kinase pelle. The transcript has 4 exons. NCBI's taxonomy places the organism in Eukaryota, Metazoa, Arthropoda, Insecta, Hymenoptera, Formicidae. Gene Ontology annotation, cellular component: plasma membrane. Bases 282 to 1742 code for a protein of 486 amino acids. The record is from RefSeq and is a predicted model, not a curated record. Gene Ontology annotation, biological process: protein phosphorylation; signal transduction. Gene Ontology annotation, molecular function: ATP binding; protein kinase activity; protein binding.
AAAAGAUGAACUGGUGCAAAAGUUCAGUCAAAAAGAUCCUAAUAUCAGUAAUAUCUCGUCGGCGACAUGUCAGUGUGACAUGUCUACUAUAUUUUUUCCUCCAAUUUUUUUAAGAAUUGCAGAAUACAGAUGUUACAGUUUUUGUGAUGGUGUCAACACAGUACAAUUUUAAUGGUAUUAUAUUAAUGACAUAUAUCGCUGUAACAUAUGUAUAUUAUAUACAACGUAUAUUAUAAUACGAUGAUUAUUACUUAUAUUUCGUAAUUUGUGAAACGACAAUAAUGGAUAACAUCAAGUACAUUUAUCAUUUGCCAUUUUCCGAACGAUCAGAAUUUUGUAAAAUUAUGAACCAAAAUGAUAAAUGGGAAGAGCUGGCAGGUAUUUGGAUGCAAUAUGAUGUUUUAACGAUACAGAGUUUAAGAAAGGAGAAAAAUCCCACAGAUGAACUUUUGACGCUAUGGGGUCAUUUCAAUCAUACAAUAGCAGAAUUGUUUGUAUUAUUGUCCAGAAUGCAACAUUAUCAGGCAAUGGUGCCUUUAUUACCUUUUGUUGAACAAAGAUUUCAUCGGCUUUUCUACAACGGAGAAGCCAAUUUGCAAAAUAUGUCACGCAAGCAGUUGGUUAACAAAAAUACUAAAGAUUUAAAGAUUGGUACACAAAACUUUAAUCAACGUGCACUGCCUCAGCAAAGUGUCAAUAAAAUUUUUAAUCAACCAACGGCACAAUUGGGUAUUAGUCCAAGCAACUCCAAUAAUUUAUUGGUAGCUUCGCCAGCAGCUGCUGCUGUUUUCUUACCAUCUCCACAAAAUACUGGUAGCAAUGAAAAAAAGAUCAAUGAAUCACCAUUACCAAAAACAGAAACUACUUUGCCACAAGCAAGUUAUAGUGAACUGGCUAUUGCCACAGAUGGAUGGAAUCAGCACAACAUAUUAGGAAAAGGUGGUUUUGGAAUAGUAUACAGAGGCUUUUGGAAAAAUACCGAUGUUGCAAUAAAGAAAAUCCGACAAAAAGGGUCUGAUUCAGAUGAAAGUUACAUAUUGCAACUCCAGCAAUCUUUGAAAGAAAUAAAGAUUUUAAAUUCUCGUACUCAUGAAAAUAUCUUACCUCUAUAUGCAUAUAGUUUUGGUGGCGAAGCACCGUGCUUGGUUUAUCAGCUAAUGAAAAAUGGGUCUUUGGAAGAUAGACUGCUAUUAAGACAAAAGACUAAAGUGUUAACGUGGAUGCAAAGACAUGAAAUUGCUAAAGGUAUAGCGCGCGGAUUACAAUACUUGCAUACUAUCGGUGACAAACCAUUAAUUCACGGUGAUAUUAAGAGCGCAAAUAUUUUGUUGGAUAAAAAUUUCGAGCCUAGGAUUGGCGAUUUUGGUUUAGCACGGGAAGGUCUUGAAAGAGAUAGUAUGAAGAUCAGCAGAAUUCAUGGUACAAGACCUUACCUGCCGGAAGAAUUUUUACGUGACAAAAAAUUGUCUACAAAAAUAGACACUUAUAGUUACGGUAUAGUCUUAUUCGAAAUGGCGACUGGUCUUCGGGCUUACGAUGAUAUACGCCCUGAGAAGUUAUUAGUAGAUUUAAUUGAAGCUUGGAAGGAUAAAGACAUUUCUUUAUUGAUAGACAAUAAAGCUGGUGAAGAAAACAAGCAAGUUUAUAAGAAUUUAAUAUCUAUAGGAAAAUGGUGUGCUAAUGGAUUGGCACAAAAUCGACCUGAAAUGAUACUUGUAUUUCAGACAUUGAAUGAUUUAUGAAAUUUAAUAUUGGAUAAUAGUUUGUGAAGAUGUA